CUAUAUCGCUAGUGACUCGAACGGCGCCAUUUUCUUAUAUGCCGUCGAGUUGUCGUGCGUGUCUUACUGUAGCCUCACGAGUUAUUUUAUCUUAACCCUUUUCUGUUUUUAUUGUGAAGAUGGGCAGGAAGAAGAAGAAGCAGAUGAAACCUUGGUGUUGGUAUUGCAACAGAGACUUUGAUGAUGAAAAAAUUUUGAUUCAGCACCAGAAAGCCAAACACUUUAAAUGCCACAUUUGUCAUAAAAAGUUGUAUACGGGUCCUGGUUUGGCUAUACAUUGCAUGCAGGUACACAAAGAAACUAUAGAUGGUGUUCCCAAUGCAAUACCUGGCAGGACAGACAUAGAGUUGGAAAUCUAUGGCAUGGAAGGCAUUCCAGAAAAAGAUAUGGAAGAAAGAAGACGACUACUGGAACAGAAGACGGCAGCAGAAAGUCAAAAAAAGAAGCAGAAUAAUCAAGAUGAUUCAGAUUAUGAUGAUGACGAUGAUGAGCCAGGGCCGUCCUUCCAGCAAGCUCCUGUACAACCUCAGCCUGGGUUCAUUCCUCCAAUGACACAACCAGGCAUGCCACCAGUCCACGGUAACCCAGGAAUGCCUCCUGGCAGCUUUUCAGAAAUCGAGAGUCAUCAGACCAGGCAACAUUUUUCCAGUCUUCAACGCUCCAAUUUUGGAAUGCCUCCUAUGAUGCCAGGAGUUCCUCCUAUGAUGCCUGGAAUGCCACCAGUAAUGCCAGGAAUGCCUCCAGGUAUGAUGCCAAUGGGAGGUAUGAUGCCACCUGGACCGGGAAUGCCACCAAUGAUGCCAGGCAUGCCCCCUGGUAUGCCUCCACCUGUUGGGCCACGUCCAGGUUUGCCUCAUAUAACGCAGGCUCCUCCAGUCACUGCACCGGCUAUGCUUAAUGGUCCAGCAAUGCCUGUGGCCACAGUGUCAAGUCCACAGCCACCCAUUACAAAGCCCUUGUUUCCUAGUGCAGGACAAAUGGGGACUCAUGUUCCAAGCACAAGUACAACCUCAUCCAGUGCAGACAGUCUGUCACCGUCUUCUAAACCUCUGUUUCCUAGCACAGCACAAACUCCGCAGGCUGUGCCAGGACCACUUGGUACUGAUUUCAAGCCCCUUAGCACACCUGCAACUUCUGCAGAACCUCCUAAACCAACAUUCCCAGCAUACACUCAGUCAACUGCUUCAACCACUAAUGCCACUAACAGCACUGUAACUAAACCAUCCGCGACUGUCACAAGUAAGCCAGCUACCCUCACUACAGCGAGUGCAACUAGUAAGUUGAUCCACCCUGAUGAGGAUAUCUCAUUGGAAGAGAGGCGAGCACAGUUGCCAAAAUACCAGCGAAAUCUUCCAAGACAAGGGCAGCAGUCCAUUAGUGCUCCCCCUGUGGGGCCAAUGGGAAGCAUGAUUCCGCCACAGCAAGGAAUGCCUCCCCAGCAGCCAGGAAUUAGGCACUCUAUGCCCCCACAUGGACAAUAUGGCGGCCCUCCUCAGGGGAUGCCAGGUUACAUGCCUGGUGGGAUGCCUCCCUAUGGACAGGCACCUCCAAUGGUUCCUCCAUUUCAAGGUGGGCCACCCCGACCUCCAAUGGGAAUGAGACCUCCUGUUAUGUCACAAGGAGGCCGUUAUUGAAGCUGCUCCAUCAGGAAUAGGUUUGGAGAUUAAAGCUUUUCUCAUCUUGUGAUGUGUUAGUAUUCAAAAGUCCAGAACUAAGCCUUUGUGACAUAAUGAGAAAGAGAAACUACCUUCCUAAGAUGAGGAGAAAGUUUGCAACGCAUGGGACUUUGUUUUACAUAACCUUUUUAAUUAAAAAGGAAUACACGCCAUUGUUACAGAUGAUAUACUGUGGCUUUUUUUUCUCCUCAUGUUUCAUUUAGGUAUUUUAGAAGUGAAGUUUAGUAAAUAUGGUUACUCCAGCGCCUCCAAAAUUUUACGAACAUGAACAUAUCAACUUUAAAGGCAAGUUCUGUGCAUUACAUUGUUCUACAGAAAGUGAGGCCUUCACAGCACUUUAUGUGCUGUUGGACCCUAUGUCCCCAACACUGUUUGGUGAGGGCUUCAGUCUUAAGUCCCAGUAUGUGUAUGUUGCGUCUUAAUGUGACAAUUACAUGUAUUUAGAAUUGUUUCCUGUUGCAGGCUCAAUCUUUGACCACCAAGUAGGUCUUGUGAUUUUCCUCCUGUACUGUUGUAAAAUUUCUUGUAAUAAAAUGUGAUCAAAACUU
This is a messenger RNA of Polypterus senegalus (gray bichir), 2224 nucleotides long. RefSeq names its product zinc finger protein 207, b (gene znf207b). Bases 120 to 1634 code for a protein of 504 amino acids. The record is from RefSeq and is a predicted model, not a curated record. The transcript is spliced from 12 exons. Gene Ontology annotation, cellular component: nucleus. Lineage: Eukaryota; Metazoa; Chordata; Cladistia; Polypteriformes; Polypteridae.